Messenger RNA from Acipenser ruthenus (sterlet), 4378 nucleotides. RefSeq names its product radial spoke head 10 homolog B (gene rsph10b). The coding region runs from base 385 to 3207 and encodes 940 amino acids. NCBI's taxonomy places the organism in Eukaryota, Metazoa, Chordata, Actinopteri, Acipenseriformes, Acipenseridae. The record is from RefSeq and is a predicted model, not a curated record. The transcript is spliced from 20 exons.
GCAGAGUCCCGUUGCCAAGGUGGUGGUUGCUGCAGCAGAUUGGAAACCGUUCAUUUGGAGAAAACAAACUAAAAAAAAAGUUAAUAUCAUAUUUUUUUAGCACCGGGAAUUCUUUUGAACUGGGAUGUAAAUAAAUUCAAAUUGGUAUCAAAAUAAGGUAUGAUAUUUGUGCCUCCCUAACUAUAAAUAUUGGAGCGAUUUCUUUUUUUUUUAAAUCCUGUAAUUCCUUAUAAUAUGGGUUUCCAAUAGCCCACACAAAUGUACUUUUAAUUUUUUUGUUACUUUUCACAAAUUAUCAUUACAACAGGUUUACUAUCACUGCACGGAUUAUAUUGUAUUAUUACUGAUUUUUAGGCUGAAUUAAAUGUGAGAAGCUGCAAAAAAAUGGUUAAAGGAGAUAAAAAGAAAAAAGCAGACAAGUCGAAUCUCGAAGUUUCAUUUAAUAAAAUAAUAGAAAGUAGUUACACUACCGUUUCCUCUGAGGCUGCGCCAGCGCCGCCGCCACCGGUCACCGCGACGCUGCUGGCAGUGGGAGAAAACCUGAGUGAGCUGAGUUCUUCACCUGACGAGUCACAGCCGCCGGUCACCGAGCAAAACACAGAACCAGAGUUCUACGAAGAACCCAUUCUCACCCUGCUGGUCGUGGAAAGAUACGAGGGAGAAAAAUUCCAUGGACUCUAUGAAGGUGAAGGAAUUGCAUAUUUUCAAGGAGGCAAUGUUUACAAGGGCAUGUUUUCAGAAGGGCUGAUGCAUGGGAGAGGGACUUACACAUGGGCUGAUGGUGUUACAUAUGAGGGUGAUUUUGCAGUGAAUGUGCCUAUGGGACGUGGAGCUUACACGUGGCCUGAUGGAAGCAGCUAUGAAGGGGAGGUGCACAAUGGAAUACGCCACGGAUUAGGAACAUACAGAUGUGGCUCUAAACCAGUUUCUUACAUAGGACAGUGGAAUCAAGGAAAGAGACAUGGAAAGGGUGCUAUAUAUUUUAACCAGGAUGGAAAUUCAUGGUAUGAAGGAGAUUGGGUAAACAACAUCAAGGAAGGAUGGGGUAUAAGAUGGUACAGCUCUGGAAAUGUAUAUGAAGGACAGUGGAAAAAUAAUCUGCGCCAUGGAGAAGGAAGGAUGAGAUGGCUGGCAUCAAAUGAACAGUAUAAUGGACAAUGGGUCAACGGGAUACAGAAUGGACAUGGGACCCAUACCUGGUUCCUGAAGAGAGUGCCCAGCUCACAGUAUCCUCUGAGGAAUGAGUAUGCAGGAGACUUUCUGAAUGGCAUACGGCAUGGCAAUGGGCAGUUCUACUAUGCAAAUGGAGCUUUAUAUGAUGGAGAAUGGAAGUUUAAUAAAAAGAAUGGAAUGGGAAAGUUCAUUUUUAAAAAUGGACGCAUAUUUGAAGGGGAGUUUAUCGAAGAUCACAUGGCUGAGUUCCCUAACUUUUUAUUCGAUGGAAGUAGCACCCCUGAUCUGAGUGGCAUACGCACACAUUCCCCACCAGGUGCUGACGAACCAACCAAAAUAUCCACAAGAACUAGUGGUGGCUCAUCCAUCCUAGGGCCUGACAUGGCUCUUGAUCUCCAUGCAGUGCGCAAGAAUUUUCCUGAACAACAAUGGGACAGGGAAAUAAAACAGGUAGAGUUUGCCAUUCUCAGACACAUCACAGAACUGAGGCGAAUCUAUAGUUUCUACAGCAGUCUGGCUUAUGAGCACUCUUCCGACAACACCUUUCUGCUGACGAGACUGCAGUUUUGGAGGUUUCUCAAGGACUGCAAAAUUCAUCACCACGGCUUAACUUUAGCAGAAGUAGAUAGGAUUCUCUGUGCCGAUGUGACAGCUGAGGAGAUCCACUCCCCUUUUGACACCAUGCUUCUCAGGAAAUUUCUCAGCAAUGUUGUUGUGCUGGCAUACCACAUGUACUAUAAAGAAAUCCAACCACCUAAUCAUACUUUAGUGUCAUGCUUUUCAAAACUGGUGGCAGAGAAUAUAGUUCCAAAUGCAAGACACAUAAAAGGUGAUUUUUUCUGCAAUCACGAUCGUGCUGUAAUUGCUGUGAAUUACAUUGAAAAAUCCUGGGAGAUACACAAAGUUUACUGCAGGCAGAAUUCCAAGCCACCAAACGAACCAACAAUGAAAAUGAGGCACUUCAUAUGGAUGUUAAAGGAUUUAAAUGUAUUUACCAAUGAGUUGACAGCUGGAAAGGUCCUGGAAAUCCUUGCUAAAGACAACCCUGCAGUGCAUGAUGAAGCCUUUAGUAAUCUAGAACUGGAGAUUACUUUCCUGGAGUUCUUUGAGGCCUUGCUUGGAUGUGCAGAGGUGUACACUCCUAGGACAGUGAGACCGUAUUCUGUCACAAGUUCAGAACAUUUGGGAACAACAGAAACACCAUCUGAGAAUCCAAGAGAAGACUCUGCAGAGCAGAUUCAAGAAACUUCCAUUCCGGUCAGAGUGCCAGACAGCACACCAAAGGAAGACCAUGUCAGCCCCAGUGGUUACUUAAAGUCUCCCCAUAAAAAUCUUGCCUCUGACUCCAGUAGUGUGAAGAAAUCUGAGCCAAGCAAGUCAAAAGAAAUCAUCAAAGUGGUAGUAUCUGAAGAGAAAACCCCCAAGCAAAGUGAAAGAUCUACAGCAAAAGGAAGAGUACACUCAAUACAUCAAACUAGUGUCUGUGCAACAAGCGGAUCUGUCCCCCAGUCGGCACACAGUAAUUCAGCUGACAGCAUCCAGCAGGUGGCAGAAAGCAGCGAGAUUAUUGUGCAGUCAAUGCCCGCACUGGACCCAGAACAACUAUACACUCAGCAGGAUCAACUCCCAGAAAAGGCUGAAGAAACAGUAAUUGAACCAGAGAAUGAGCUUGAUUUCUGGAUUCAUCAGAUCUAUGCUUUCUUUGCUAAAAAGUUUUUCCCAUCAUACGACUACAACCUGAUUCUCAAAAAGGAAGCCGCGGAGGACCGAGUAAGACAGGCAGUCCUGGCUCGGAUAGCAAAAGUCAAAGCAGAGGAAGCAGCGAGGCUAAAAGAACAGAGGGAGGCAGAGGAAGAGAGAAGGCAUGAGCAGGAGGAGGCAGAGAAAGCAGCGCUUGAGGCUGCAGCUGCGGCUGGACUUCCAGAACCCCCAAAAGAGGAGAUCCCCCAGAGUCCUGAACCAACUGUGAAUAUAGUUACACAGGUCAUCAUCAGCAAACCAACUCCUUCCGGGUCGAAGAAAAAGAAAAAAUAAAGUGUGCCAAGCACUGCUACCAGACUGUGAUUCUGCUGGCAAAACCCCGAAAUAUAUACGGUUACCAAUAAUCUCCUAUGUAGGAUGUUCAGUGACACAUUAAAAAAUAUAUUGUGUAAAAAAGAAACAAGCAUUGUACUUCGUUUACUUCAGAGCAAUUAGGUAGGUCUUUUUAAUCUUUUUAAUCUUUUUAAUCACUCUAUUUAUAGCUGAUAUCUGAUAAAAAAAAAAAAUACGAAUGAUACCUGAUUCAAAAUCGAAGCGAUGUCCGACACCGGAAAACAAACCAGAGGAAUGAGUAGAACUAAGUAAAGGCAUGUAUGACACCUGUUAUGAGGUUUGAUGUCUGAAGAUAUGCUAAUCAUGAUGACAAUUGGUAAACCACCAAGCUCUUUAUACCAGUGAUAACUCAGCAAUGUAAGAAAUUGUUGUUUUGUCCAAUAUGUAGUGUUUAAAAUGGUUGACAGGGAGGAAACAGGUAAAAUGGAGUCACAAAAGAACAUUAGAAUUUCUCCUUUCAAAGUGCUUGGCAGUUUACAAACCAUGAAGUGUGAACAUGAUGCAUACUAUCUAACAAAGGGCUGUUAAAGUAAUGAAAUAGAAGUAUCCUGAUUUUUAUGAAGUUACAUAAUGUCCUGGUCUUUAGAAAAACUUUCACAAACAUUUUAUUGCAACCUUUAUAAGUCACACACACACACACACACACACACACAUAUAUAUAUAUACACAUAUAAGUAAUUUUCGAGUUAAGGUGGGAGAAAGCAGUAACUGUAGAAUUAUACAUUAUACAAAACAUGUAUGCAGUUGCUGUACUUUGACUUUUAAAACGCAGUGAAUGUAGAAGCCUUUUGGCGAUUUUCACGCAUUUUUAUUGGCUCUUGUAAUGCUGACAUACACAAUUUUGAAAUAAAAUGGAAUUUAAUAUUUUUAUUUUGUAGUAAAAUCUUGAUAUUACAGAAAUGAAAUGCAAGCCAGUUAGCUAUUAGUUAACAAAUAAAAAACAAAAAAAUGUUUGUGAAAAAUUACAUUUAUACAAUGUAUCCACAAUAAGUCCACAAUGCUUUUAAAUCAUCAAUACAUUUCUGCUCUUUAGUCCGAGAAGAAAAUAUUAUUGAAUUGUGUAGCACAAAGUUUCUUCACUUCCUCUGUAAAACAAAAGCAAAAUGUUACA